UAAAGUUAAACAGUUGCAAGAUGUCUCUCAAUCUUAUUAGCUUCUUGGCACUUGGGAGCAUCGUCUGUGCAAACGCCGCUAGUGAUGCCCCUGGUGCCCAGGACUCCGAACUAGGCUGGUUUCCAUACGUGGUGUCCCUCAGGAUAAAUAAUGGACAUUUGUGCACUGGUAGUAUCGUUGACAAUAUGCACAUCCUCACUGCCGCGCACUGUCUGUACUCGCACCUGAAUAGUCCGAACGACGUGGUCGUAGUUACUUCGACCAUCCUCCUUGAUCAGGGGGGUGAAUCGCAUCGUAUAGCUGCCAUGUUCGUACCCGAGGGAUAUCCUGCCGAUCCUGCCCAAGAUAUAGGCGUAGUAAAGCUUCUCGAUAGGAUUGAUGACGGCCCGUUCCAACGUUCUAUUCCAAUUAGCGAUCUGAGGCCACCAGGGGAUCAGUACGCUCUGAUGGCCGGAUGGGGUGAAAUUCCUACUCCAAUACCCCAUAUGUCUAAUUCACAGCAGUAUUUGUACGUUUGGAUGAUCCAGACCAGCAAAUGUCAAGAAUACUAUGAUAUGAUUACUACUCAAAUCUGUUCGUCGACAGAACAGAACAUUGGUGUUUGUCCGGGUUACAGCGGUAGUCCACUGGUUUACGAGGAUAAAGUCGUUGGUGUCGCGUCUCGUGGAUUUUGCGCGAUAGGUAAACCGGAUAUCUUUAUAAGCGUCCACGACAAUAUGGAUUUCGUUUUCCAUGCAUUGCAACAAUAACAUCAUUCAUCGAUGGUUUAUCCACGGUUUUGUAACUAUCAAUGAAUGAAAUUUAUAAUUGCAUUUGUUUCCUAUCAUUUGAAAUGUGCUUAUUCUUGUUCAAGUAAUAAAUUUGAAGU
This is a messenger RNA of Dufourea novaeangliae, 868 nucleotides long. RefSeq names its product chymotrypsin-2-like. The transcript has 4 exons. NCBI's taxonomy places the organism in Eukaryota, Metazoa, Arthropoda, Insecta, Hymenoptera, Halictidae. Bases 21 to 749 code for a protein of 242 amino acids. The record is from RefSeq and is a predicted model, not a curated record. Gene Ontology annotation, molecular function: serine-type endopeptidase activity. Gene Ontology annotation, biological process: proteolysis.